This is a messenger RNA of Coccomyxa subellipsoidea C-169, 2723 nucleotides long. RefSeq names its product MIF4G-domain-containing protein. Gene Ontology annotation, molecular function: RNA binding; protein binding. The record is from RefSeq and is a predicted model, not a curated record. Gene Ontology annotation, biological process: ribosomal small subunit biogenesis. Lineage: Eukaryota; Viridiplantae; Chlorophyta; Trebouxiophyceae; Coccomyxaceae. The transcript is spliced from 13 exons. The coding region runs from base 1 to 2235 and encodes 744 amino acids. Gene Ontology annotation, cellular component: nucleolus.
AUGUUCAGGAAGGGGAGAGGAGGGAGGGGCAGAGGGAGCUCGUCCAACAGGCCAUCCUUACCUUUCAAGCUGACGAAAGAACUAGAUCUGGGGGAUGGGGUCACUCCCAAGUCCAAGACGCGGGGGAGCAUGUUCAAAGGGACUCACCUGGCAGCGAUUGAUGCCGAGGCUGCGCUACAGAGGCAGCUUGCCAAGAAGCUUGGGAUCAAGGGCAAGAAGAGGAAGGCGCCAGAAGCCACCCUCCAUGAGGCCUUAGACGAGCUGGACACCCUCUUCGCAGAGGAUGAUGAUGGCCCUGGGCAGAAAGAGAAUGAGGAUGACCCACUGAUGGGGUUGUCUGACAGCAUGGAGGGAGGUCCCGAUGAUUCAGAAGAUAGCGAUGAAUUCCCAUCAGCCUCAGAUGACGAGGGCACAGAGGGAGGCGGCAUGGGGUUGGAGAGUGACAGCGAUGUGGCAGCAGCCGGGGACCUCUCCAGUGAAUUGGAGGAAAGUGAGGAUGAAGAAGGCUCUGCUGACAGUGAGGAUGACUCACUGCAUGGCUCAUCAGAUGAAUCUUCAGACGCAGAGGCAGACAGCAAUCAUGAAGGAGGCAUUGCUGAUGCAGACCAGCAGAGGAGGGUGGAGUCUCAGCAGGCCGGGACCAGUGGACAUGCGACGGCUUCUGUGGGCAAAUAUGUCCCUCCCGCCGCAAGGAACCAGGGAAGGACAUCUGAUGCCAUGGGGUCUUCUGAGCGGCUGACAAAGCAGGUGAAAGGGCUGCUCAACAGGCUGGCAGAGGCCAACCUGCAGUCCAGCGUGGAGCAGGCUGCAGAGCUGCUGCAGUCUGAGAGCCGCCGCGCUGUCAUCCAGUCCCUUACCGACGAGCUUCUGCAGGCGGUGGCGGAGGGGCCGCGAGCGACAGACAGGUUUGCAGCGGUGACGGCUGCGUUCAUGGCCGGGCUGGCAGGCACGGCGCGCGCUGCAGAGGUGGCCGCGCAUUUCCUGGGCGCGCUCGCCGCGCGCAUGGAAGCUGCCGUGCAGGCAGAGGACAGCCUGGCGGCCAGCAACCUGGCGCACGUGGUGGGGCACAUGUACGGCUGCAGGGUGCUGGAGGCUGCCACGCUGUACAGCCUAUUGGACCACCUGCGGCAGAGAUUCAGCGAGCAAGACGUGGCGCUCAUUUUCGCGCUGCUCAACAGUGUCGGCUACCAGCUUCGCUCGGACGACCCCGCCGCCAUGAAGGACUUUGUGACUGCAGUGCAUGCGCGCGCCGGGAAGGCGUCAGGGGAGGGUAAGCUCAGCAGCCGAGCAGAGGUGCUGCUGAGCCUGGUGCUGGACAUCAAGAACAACAAGCAGCGCAGUAAGAGCUCGGCCGUGUCGGUCUCAUCCGUGCUGUCGGCUGGCGUGCUCAAGUGGCUCAAGUCCAGCGGCAUGGAGGAGGUGCAGCUGCGCACCCUGUCCUGGGCCAAAGUCCUGCAGCCCAAGAAGAAGGGGCUGUGGUGGCUGCCGCUGGCAUCGGAGGCGGGCGCAGUGGGGCCGCUGCCGGGGGCGGCCGGCGCGCUGGCCGAGGCGGCCGGCGACGGCGGCGCGGAGCUCCUGCGCGCGGCCGCAGCGCAGCGCAUGAACACGGAGACGCGGCGCGCCGUCUUCUGCGUGGUGAUGGGCGCCCAGGACUGCGCCGACGCCUCCGAGCGCCUCCUGCGUUUGCCCCUCAAGGGGGAGGCUGAGAGGGAGGUGGUGCGGGUGGUGCUGGAGUGCUGCCUGCAGGAGCGGCUUUGGAACCCCUACUACGCCCACCUGCUGGCCAGCGUCACGCGCGCAGUCAAGGGCCACCGCAUCACCCUCCAGUUCUGCCUCUGGGACCACUUCAAGCAGGCACGUUUAAGACUGGAUGAAGGGGAUGUCCGGCGGCUGGCAAACUUGGCGCGGCUGUUAUCCAUGCUGAUAGCUUCGAAGGCAGUACCCAUCACUGUUGUAAAGGUGGUCGACUUCACAGAGGCCAUGAGUGCUCGGCAGCUGCUGUUCUGGAGGGCGCUCUUUGAGGAGCUGCUGGGCUCUUGCGCCAGCGCUGCAGCCGCAGAGCAGCUGUUUGCCAAGUUUGGCGGAUCGGGGCUGGCCACUGUGCGGUCGGGGCUGACCCUUUUUUUGCGCCGUCAAUUUGGGCCCUGGUUGGCCGCCAAGCACACUGACAGCGAUGACAUGCUGGAAAAGCUCCAGGCGGCGGAGGCGGGUUUGGAGCAGGCUGCAUUGCAGUGACAGGCAGCGUGCAACUUGCUCUCUAAAGAACAGAUGCACAGAUAUCCUGGUCUAGAGUUGCAUGAAUUUUUUUUAUGCAGCAGCUGAUCAAGAGUAGCAACACAUGAUCAUCGAGCACGGCGGCAUUGUUUUGAGACCCAAGCUUGACUGCUUUCUUGUGCUUAUUGCGGCAUUUUCCCUUUUUCUUACAGACAGCAUGCGCAUGCUUUCAUGCCUAAUUGUUGGGUGUUGCUCGGCGCUGAAAAGUCCCAAAUCAAGUAAAGAGAAUGCAACGAGAUCACCGGUGAUCAGAACUCUGAGAGAUCUGUUAGGGAGUCUCCGUUGAUAUGCAGCACCUCAGGGCCUUCCUCCACAGAUACAAGCUCCGUGUCAAAAUAGAGAGUUGAGCCCGCUGCAUACAUGCGAUGAGUCAGUGCAAAUUUUGGAGCAAUGCCUUCGCCACCUUGUCCUGUUGAUGGAAUAGUGACAUUGUAAUUUAUUCCGCUCAC